This is a messenger RNA of Cyclospora cayetanensis, 2091 nucleotides long. Its product is annotated as centrosomal protein of 131 kDa. NCBI's taxonomy places the organism in Eukaryota, Apicomplexa, Conoidasida, Eucoccidiorida, Eimeriidae. The transcript has 10 exons. Bases 1 to 2091 code for a protein of 696 amino acids. The record is from RefSeq and is a predicted model, not a curated record. Gene Ontology annotation, biological process: intraciliary transport involved in cilium assembly.
AUGACCCUCACUCAAGCUGUAUCUGCGGCAACAUGUGGGGUUUCAACAGCAGGCAUGCCACAAAGCUUGGAUCACCAGAAACCAAAGCAUUUUCACGACAAGGCCUCUUCAAUAGAGCCCUCGGGAGACCGAAUGCGUGACUUUCUCUCAUUCCUGGAUCGGAGCACAUCAGGUUCUGUAAUGUGCGAUAGUACAGCGCACACACCAUUUCAUCCCCCGGCAAACACCGCAAGCAAUGCGAAUUUAUUGUCCAGAAUAUCUGCCCUUGAAGUUGAGCUAGAAGACAAGGAGCAUAACCUGAAAGCCUUACGAGAGCUACGAGAGAGAGAAAAGCUUAAAGAGGAACACAUUAGGAAGCAGCUACAACUGCAAUUGCGAGAUGACUUAACAAAAACUACUGAAAAGUACGAGCAACACUCCAGGAGUCAGCAGCAACUCCUAGUUCAGCUACAAGAUGAGAAGAAAGACAUGGCAUCUCGAUAUCAAAGACUUGCAGAUGAAAUGCGGGAACUAGAAAGAAAGUUUGGGGCCAAGACUGCUGAACUGCACAAGCAGUACGGGCGGGAGUUGGAGAGGCAGAGAAAGGCGUUCCUUUGUGGAGAAAAGGCACGACGAGAGGCUUGGGAGCGCGAUCGAGCCCAGGAAAUCAAGGAAAUCACUAUAAGAGGGCUAGAACCUGAAAUACAGAGGCUGAUCGAAAAGCAUCGUAAUGAAAAGCGUUGCUUAGAAGAGAAACUAAAAGGAAUAGCGAAUGAGGUUCGCCCUAUUGCACCGGUUUGUAAAACGUCCAUGUGUCAGUCGUUCUUUGCCCUCGUACAAAAAGCUCUGCUCUGCGUGGUAUGGCAUAUACAGCCUGACCAUAUGAAGAAACAACUAGAGCGAGAGGUUUCAUCACAGAAAGCAAUUGUGACGCGACAGAUGGAGGAAGCUCUACAAGUCGAACGGGACCAGCAUAAGCAAGAGAUACGCCUGUUGCAGGAAAACUUUGGGGCUCAGCUGGAGAAUGAGAAGCACAUACUGCAAGCAAAACAUCAAGAAGAGGCGGCUAGGUGGGAAUCCCAGAUGAGAGAUGAGAAGAUGUCGGCGGAGGCUGCUACCACGAAAGCCCGUGAGGAGGAGCAAAUGCGCUGCAAAGAGGCAACCAGCGAGCUAAUAACGGAAAUUGAGCGUAUGCGACAGGCCCACGAAGCCGAACUUCGUCAGGCUACCGCAGCAGCAAAAGCAAAUCAAAAUGAGACCAUCAUUGCCAUGGAGGCAGCGAAGGCAGCAGCGAUACAGGAAGCCGUAGCAGCAACAAAAAAGGAGGUUGAGGAAGAGUGCCACAGGAAAUUGGAUCAUCUAUUAAAGCGUUUAAGUCAAGAGCAGCUGGAGGCCCAGACGCGAUUCGAGCGGCAAUGUAACGAAGCAGUGGCCGCGUCUCAAGACAGUGCCGAUCGGCUGAGGCAGGAAUUUACUAAGGAACGCAACAAGCUGGAAUCAGAGCUUAAGGUCGCUCACGAAAAACGGCUGGAUCUGGAGAGGCUAGUGUCGCGGUUGGAAACAGAGGCAGAGCUUAGAGAGAAGGUGAGGGCCGAGCUUCAAAUGGCCCUCGAUGAAGUGAGCGGCAGGACAAAGCAACACCGGCACGACUUAGCUGCCCAAAAGGAGUUGAUUGAGUCUAUGAGCGCCCAGCUGAGCGAAGCAAAAACAAAAAUGGAGGAAAUAAGGCAAAAAGAGGGAUUGAUGCUCGAGACCAUCGAAGCGAAAGUUAAAGAGGCUCUCUUUGCAAAGGAUCAAUCCAUACAACGACUUCAAGAUGAGCUCUCAGCCAGUAACACAAGAGUGAAGCAUCUAAAGGAUCUCAUGAAUAGACAGCGAUCAGAGUUGACUACGGGGGCUUCUCGGUGCGAUUCCUUUUCAUUAGACUCGACGGUUUCCACCUCAGCUUCUCUUCUGCCUUCAUUGGAAAAAGUGGAUACGGAAAUUGGUGCAAAAUCGCUUGUUUUAUCUAAGCAGCAAGGUGUACAGCUUAGAUCACGAUGCAUUAGAGGUCAAUCUGGAGCAAAGAUCAUUCAAGAGCAGAAAAAAGUUAAAAAGAAUGUCUCUCACUAA